UCUCCCCUAUUGGAUUGUCCGUCUCAUUGUUGUCAUUGUGGUAGAGAUCUCCCUGGGCGUGGGGCACUGCAUCGCGAUGCUACAGCCGAACCUGCCGUCCUUUCUCUAGGGCGUUGUGAGAGGCAGGGGCACCAGGAGGGUGGGCGGUCGAGUCGGGGAGUGGCUGGAUCGAGGAGCACGGCGGGGGAGGGGGGGAUGAGGUGUGACAGAGGAGCUCUUUCAAUCGGGGCCCGUAGAAGCUGCAGCCACCGCCGCUGUGCCAUCCAAUGCUGAGUCACAAGGGCCGCUGGACUCUCUGCCAUCUCCCAUGAGCAAGCUGCAGCCAGCAUGGAGGAGCUGGAGCACACCUGCCCCCAGCCCCGCACGAGGCUGACGGAGCCCGCAAUCUUCGCCAAGGAGACAAGCUGCGAUUGCCGCGCACCCCACGAAAAGCUGAGCAUUGCACAGGCACGCUGCGGGACGCCAGUUGACCGGCCUGUGAGGGUCUAUGCAGAUGGGAUCUUUGAUCUAUUCCACUCUGGCCACGCCCGAGCACUGAUGCAGGCCAAGAACCUUUUCCCCAACGGGUACCUGAUCGUAGGAGUCUGCAGCGAUGAGCUCACACACAAGUACAAGGGCUUCACGGUGAUGACCGAGGAGGAGCGCUAUGAGGCCCUCAGGCACUGUCGCUACGUCGACGAGGUGGUUCGGGAUGCACCCUGGACCCUCACUCCCGACUUCCUGGAGAAACACAAGAUUGACUUUGUGGCCCAUGAUGAUAUCCCAUACUCCUCUGCGGGGUCAGAGGACGUGUACAAGCACAUCAAAGAGGCAGGUAUGUUUGUGCCCACCCAAAGGACAGAGGGCAUUUCCACAUCCGACAUCAUCACCCGCAUCGUACGGGACUACGAUGUCUAUGCCAGACGCAACCUCCAGAGGGGGUACACAGCAAAGGAGCUCAAUGUCAGCUACAUCAACGAGAAAAAGUAUCGGCUGCAGAACCAGGUGGACAAGAUGAAGGAGAAGGUGAAGACUGUGGAGGAGCGCUCCAAGCACUUUGUGAACAGGGUGGAGGAGAAGAGUCAUGACCUCAUUCAGAAGUGGGAGGAAAAAUCCCGGGAAUUCAUCGGGAACUUCUUGGAGCUCUUUGGCCCUGAUGGAGCCUGGAAGCAGAUGUUUCAAGAGAGGAGUGGGCGUAUGAUUCAGGCCCUGUCACCCAGCAGCAGCCCCACACGAGAACGCUCUCCAUCCCGCUCGCCGUCACCCCCCUCGCAAUGGCCGCCAUUGUCCCCCAAAGGCGCAUCAGCCUCUAUCAGCAGCAUGAGUGAAGGAGAUGAUGAUGACAAGUAGCACUGCCGAGACCAUUCUCCCUUACAAGCCACAACCUCUUAUAGACCAUGCCCCCUUACAGGCCACACCUCCUUAUAGACCAUGCCCCCUUACAGUCCACACCCUCUUACAGACCAUGCCCCCAUACAGGCCACACCUCCUUAUAGACCAUGCCCCCUUACAGAUCACACCCUCUUAUAGACCAUGCCCCCAUACAGGCCACACCCUCUUAUAGACCAUGCCCCCUUACAGACCACACCCCCUUAUAAACCAUGCCCCCUUAUAGGCCACACCUCCUUAUAGACAUGCCCCCUUACAGACCACACCCCCUUAUAGACCAUGCCUCCAAUCAUCCACAGAUGAACACACAGACAUACACGAGAAACAAACUGCACACAUAUCUACUCACACAUGCUCACACCCUUGACGGCGACUGGAUGCCAAGAUUUUGUAGCUCCCGCCUAGUUCCUCCAAGUGGAUAAAGAGGGUUAUGGACACCACAGUUUAGUAACGAUGGUGCCUCAGUCCCUAUCAGCAGUUCUGCUUACCCAGCCAGCUGUGGAUGCCCGAGGACUGACAAGAGGGAGAAACAUCUGUGUACUGCUCAGGACCAUUGCACAGAGGAUGACUUUGAUUCCCAACCUCACUUCUGCACCUUGAUGUUUUCUUCACUUAAGGUCUUUAUUUCCUGUGUAUAGCGUGAAGUAGAGCAUCGCAUGGACAAGGGCCAAUGAGGAGUCACUGAAACAGUGAAGCAGCCCUAUGGCAGUAAAGAUAGCAGGACCAAAAUUGGGUCACAACAGCAGUACCAUGAAAUACAGUCCACUAGACUAACAAAUUUGGGUACUGUUGGGUGCAAGAACCUGGUGGAAUUCUAUCCCACUGCACGUUGCAUACAUGAAUCGAGCAGCCCUGUGACCACAUGGUAGCGUGAUAGCUAGUAUAGAAUCACCAGAGCAUUAUCUUCUAGAGUGAGCUGCUCAAACAAGCAUUGUCCUGUUAAGCUUUCAGGGAUGACUCUGCAAGCCCCUGGCAUGGCCAGUCAGAUAGGAUGUCAUCACUGAAGUCUCCAUUCAUUUCUUGGUUCUGACUCUGCUGAAUGUGAUUUCAGAAUGCGUCAUAACUCAGACAUGACUUGAGAACUUCAAGGAGUAGGGUGGAAACUCUUCCUUACAUGUGUUCAUAGUCUUCGGUCUACCACCUUAGGACAUUGGUGAGUAAACGGAAGAGCUUGUGAAAGGAAUGAUCCUCAGGCAGGAUGACCACUGAUGCAGCUGCUUCCCAUGUGACUUUUGGGUACCUGGCUCUCACGGACAUGGUUGGACAGUGUCACAUGACCACAAACGCAUAUUCACGCACCAUCCAUCCAGGCUCUCAUUGUCUUCUGUGUUCUUAAAAUAAAAUGUUUCUUUUGUAAAA
This is a messenger RNA of Paramormyrops kingsleyae, 2727 nucleotides long. It is a transcript of the gene pcyt1ba, whose product is annotated as phosphate cytidylyltransferase 1B, choline a. Gene Ontology annotation, molecular function: choline-phosphate cytidylyltransferase activity; phosphatidylcholine binding. Lineage: Eukaryota; Metazoa; Chordata; Actinopteri; Osteoglossiformes; Mormyridae. Gene Ontology annotation, biological process: CDP-choline pathway. The record is from RefSeq and is a predicted model, not a curated record.